Messenger RNA from Lobosporangium transversale, 2162 nucleotides. RefSeq lists its product as hypothetical. NCBI's taxonomy places the organism in Eukaryota, Fungi, Mortierellomycota, Mortierellomycetes, Mortierellales, Mortierellaceae. The record is from RefSeq and is a predicted model, not a curated record. Gene Ontology annotation, cellular component: nucleus. Gene Ontology annotation, biological process: positive regulation of transcription by RNA polymerase II. The transcript has a single exon. Gene Ontology annotation, molecular function: DNA-binding transcription factor activity, RNA polymerase II-specific; zinc ion binding. Bases 117 to 1964 code for a protein of 615 amino acids.
UUUUUUUUUCUUCUCGCUCUCUCUCUUCUUCCUGAUAAACAAUAGCAAUACCAACCGAGUUGUAACAGUGGCUCGCACAACACGAUCCACACCAAACAUACACAUUCAUACACAUCAUGUCAACAUCUACAUUACAGCUCAUGCCUUCCACCACUACCACUCCACAGCUUGAUCCUGUUGCUUAUGACCUCAAGCGUCUAAAGGUCUACUCCUCCUGUCUGCGUUGCAGAUCAAAGAAGGUCAAGUGCGAUCGCAAAGAGCCUUGUUCUCGUUGUGAGAAACACAAUACUGAAUGCUCCUACCAAGAAAUGACUUCAGUUCAACUGGACAUUCGUCAGUUCCAUCGCCAUCUCAACAAUCCAAAGAAUCGUAGGGAUGGUACAGGUCUUAUUACCUCCUCUGCUACCCCUGUGAUCCCACCCUCUUCCUCCUCCUCCUCCUCCUCCUCCUCCUCCUCCUCUUCUGCUGUCGAGUCUUCAAUUGCCUCUCCUGCCUCUGCCUCUGUUUCUACUUCCUCUACCACCGUCACUUCUCCUUCCGCCCCACUUUCUAUCACGAUCGCCCGCAGUAACCAUACCAGUCGUAGCAAUAAUAGUAAUAAUAGCAUCAGUCCCAAGAGCAGCAAUAGUCCUACGAAUAGCAAAAGUAUGAUGUCUCCGACAAGAUCUCGGCCGGCUCCUCCAACUCCUCAUGUUAACAACAGCUAUGAUUGUCCUACUCCUAAUGCAUGUGCUGCGACCUAUGGUGCUCCUGUACCAUCAGAAGCAGAUACCACGAUGGCUAUGCAGUCUUAUGCGGAGUGGAGUAACGCUAUCGAGCGCGCUCGUAACUUCAAGAUACACAACGGAAGUUCCUCUUCCAAACCUGUUCCGACUGACAAAAUGAGCAGGGCUGUAAACGAAAUCAGUGAACACGUGGACAGGGUGCAGUUGACAGACACAUCUGCCUCCGACCAACGCAAUAAAAACGAAAAAGAUGUCCCUAUUUGGCGUGCACAGGCGGUCGGAAAGCAUAAGCAGACAGCCCAUGAGCAGGACAUGGCCGAGACCUUUGGGUUAGCUGCCUAUCUUAAAGCUAAAGAGAUGGAGUCUUCGCAAGAUCCUAGUCGGGUCGGCCAACCCAUCGAUUACGAGAUGGAACUGGAACGUGCCCUAACGCAGCGCUUGCCUAGUUCCUUUUCGCGCCCAGACCGAUCUCAUACGCGUGUUUCUCGCAAGCAUGCUCAGUCUGCUUACAAUCCCGCCACACCGUAUGCUCGUCCAUCUCACUGCCAACUGUCUCCAUCAUCUCCUAAUGCCAAUUAUGGAAGUACAGCCAGCAAGAGUUCAAGCAUGAUGAUGAAACCCCCUUCUGCGGCGCAGUGCUGCUGUCAGAUUGCCGCUAUGCAAGGUCAGGCUCUAAAGUCAUGCCCAUACCAAAGUAUGAGUCAUGAUGGCUAUGAGCGACCUUCAUCUAUCCCUGCUUUGUCUUCCUCUGGCUCAGUAGCAUCUUCAAUGUCUCCCCAGACUCUCUCUCUGGACAAUGAUGAUGGCCCUCGCAUCGCCUAUUCACCUUCAUUCUCGCCCAGAUACCAUCCUACCAAUAGGGAACCAACGAGUUCCGGAUCCGUGACACCUACCGCUUCAAAUAAACAUUUCUCAUUGCCUCGAAUCAAGACCUCGGACUGGCCAUCGUCAUCAUCCAUGUACUCUACUUCUUCCUCAACAUCUCCGACGGCGAUGGAUAUCUCAUCGACAUCACCUAUUAGCACAAGACUGCCACCGAUUCGUCUACCUAUGACGGAAGAAGUAGAAGAAAGAUCUGUGUACGUGGUUGGACGCGAUGAUGAGCCCGUGCAGUGCAAGUAUAACGAACCUUACGUUGACGCAUGGGAUAUGAUUGAGAAGCCCAUCUCAAGGACUGUCCCUUUGAAGACCAAGCGCGGACGAUCAAUCAAAAUGGAGAUGGGAUGGAUCUUGUCAUAAGACCUAUCCAUAAAGAGCAAUGCUAUGUAACACGAAAAGCAUCAACAUCAACAUCAACAUCAAUAUCAACAUUAACAUUAACAUCAACAUCAACAUCAUUAACAACAACAUGAGAAACAUGGGUGAGAGGAGAAAGAUGGAAGUUAGAGUGUGUUAUACAAGAUCAUAAUUAUAAAAGUGUAUCAUCCCUUGUCUCUU